Messenger RNA from Cornus florida, 1074 nucleotides. Its product is annotated as dynamin-related protein 5A-like. NCBI's taxonomy places the organism in Eukaryota, Viridiplantae, Streptophyta, Magnoliopsida, Cornales, Cornaceae. The transcript is spliced from 7 exons. Bases 1 to 1074 code for a protein of 357 amino acids. The record is from RefSeq and is a predicted model, not a curated record.
AUGACUGACAACAUGAAGAUGGAGAUGAGAUGUGUGCAUGUAAUAGAAGAGAAGGCAGCUACAGGUGUAACUGCUGGGAACAAAACGUGUUCUAUGGGUUGUAUAAACAGGCCAAUAUCUCAGGUGGACACUGAAAUAUUACAUCACCUAUGUAAGGGUGUUAAGGGGGGAUUUGAUGAAGAAAUGUUCGGGUCUCACCUUGGUUUUGGCUGUCUCAGAGAUUAUUUGGAGUUUGAGCUUCAGAAGCGAUAUAAAGAAGCUGCAACAGCAACUCUGGCUCUGCUUGAACAACAUUGCAACAAAGUCACUGUUGAACUAGCCAGAAUGGACUUUAAAAUAGAGGCCAAUUCUGAUGUUGCAUAUCUUCGAAGAUAUGCAAUGCUGCAUGCUGCUUCUAUCUGCAACCAUGUGGGAACAUUGAUUGACAGAGCAGCAGAUCCUUCCCCUGAGCAAUGGGGAAGACAACAGAAGAGGAGUAGUCGGAGAGUGGGAUUGGAAGCUGGCCUGGCGUUACAACAAAUAUUAAACCUCCCAAUGCCACCUUCAACUCUAUGUGGAAGGUGCUUUUUGAAAAUGGCAAAUAUGCUACUUGCCCAUGCUGGUCGAGGUGGAGGGAGAGGAGUUUCUGAAGCAGCUGCAGAGAUUGCAGAUGCUGUUGCACAGCCAUGGCUUGCUCCCCUUCUUGACACUUUAUGUGAUCGGCUAGAUUUUAUGUCGGGGAACCUUUUUGAUCUAGCUGUUGAAAGAAAUCACCACUGCGGCUCAGACUAUGGAAGAAAUAAUGGAGAUAUUGAUGGAUUUAACCAGGAAUCUGCUGCUGCUUUAUAUCUCAAGCUAUGUGAUUGGGGGCCAGCUUUGCGUGAUGAAACUAAGAGAGACCAAGGGAAUAUACCUCCAGGAAAGAAUGCACAGCAGGCCACUCCAGGAAAAGGUGCCGAAGCCAGAGAUGCUCUGCGUGAAAGCCAUAUGAUUGUGCUUAGACCCCAUCACCUUAUCAGCCAUGUGAUGUGGUUAAGAAGGAACUUGGAGACUGCCUUGAGAUUGGAGCAAGAAAACAGCACACAAGAAUAUUAG